Messenger RNA from Penicillium paradoxum, 747 nucleotides. RefSeq names its product aminoglycoside phosphotransferase family protein. Lineage: Eukaryota; Fungi; Ascomycota; Eurotiomycetes; Eurotiales; Aspergillaceae. Bases 1 to 747 code for a protein of 248 amino acids. The record is from RefSeq and is a predicted model, not a curated record. The transcript has a single exon.
AUGGACUCAAUGAAUGGUCAAGAAAGAACAACCCUUCAUUCGUUGUGCGGUCGCACGGUUAUCCGAGUCGGCAACAAUCUCGUCGUGAAAUCGGGCAAUCUCCGCUCCCACGAAGCCCAAACACUUCAUUUCAUUGCGACAAACACGACAAUCCCUGUGCCCAAAGUCCAUGAUAUCCAAUGGGAAGAUGGAAAAGUCGUGGCUAUCGUGAUGGACUACAUGCCUGGCAAGCGACUCGAUGAAGCAUGGGAUACUUUAGACUCCGAUCAGAAGCUCUCCAUCGCCUCCGAGCUUCACUCCUACAUAGAUCAACUUCGCGACUUGAAGGGUAGCUAUAUCGGAGCUAUUGAUCGAGGCAAAGCUGUAAUUGGACAGAUUGCAUCGAUUGAAGGAGGUCCGUUUGAUUCCGAGCAGCAGUUCAACGACUUUAUUCUGGGAGAUAUCGUCAAGUCAGCACCAGAUAUACUGCGACAUUAUGCCAAAUUUGCGCUUAUGGAUGACCAUGAGAUUGUUUUUACUCAUGCCGAUUUCUCCCCGCGUAAUAUCCUUGUCGAAGGAGGCCGGGUCACAGCUAUCCUUGACUGGGAAUAUGCUGGCUGGUAUCCGGAACACUGGGAAUAUAUCCAGGCGCUUCGGCAACUGAAGCCGAUGCCCGACUGGCCAGAAUAUUUGUCACGUAUUCUUCCACCCCGGUUCGAGAGAGAAUACAUAGGCAUGUCCUUCCUAGCUCGUCUCUUACGUCAUUAG